Dendronephthya gigantea is the source of this 1293-nucleotide messenger RNA. RefSeq lists its product as uncharacterized. Gene Ontology annotation, biological process: DNA integration. The transcript has a single exon. The record is from RefSeq and is a predicted model, not a curated record. Bases 1 to 1293 code for a protein of 430 amino acids. NCBI's taxonomy places the organism in Eukaryota, Metazoa, Cnidaria, Anthozoa, Malacalcyonacea, Nephtheidae. Gene Ontology annotation, molecular function: nucleic acid binding.
AUGUUGAAAGCGUUCGUGGGCGUUCGUGUAGCUGAGAUACAGUCAACGUGGGAGUCAAGUCAUUGGCAACAUGUUCCUUCCGCCUUGAACCCGGCAGAUGAUCUAAGCCGAGGAAUAAAAGUCAAAGACAUGCCUGGUCGAUGGUUUCAAGGACCGAAAUUCCUUAAGUUGCCAGAAAGUGAAUGGCCAAACGAGAGCGUGGAAACUGAUACAGAGAAUGACACAGAAAGAAAGAAACCCAAAAUUGUGGGCAGUGUCAAUCCCGAAACCCCAUGUAUUGAUCCAAAGAAGUAUUCAGAUUGGCAACGGUUAGUCAGAAUUACGGCUUAUUGUAUCCGUUUUGGUCGUAACGCUCGAGUCAGUGUACAAGAUAAGUCGAGAAUAGAGUUGGGUCCUCUUCAACCUGGUGAAUUAAACGAGGCCAAAGAAUUCUGGAUUCGAAGAGCACAGAGCACGAUAGUCGACUGGAAAAAUCAUUGCAAGGAUCUUGUACCCUUCGUCGAGAACAACAUCAUCCGAGUUGGUGGACGCCUCAAGAGAGCUUCCCUUCCCUAUGAUCAAACACAUCCCAUCCUGUUACCCGGAAACCACCACGUAUCAAAGUUAAUAAUGGAAGAAUUCCACGAGAAAGUUUGCCACGCUGGCUGUGAAAGAAGCCUUUCUGAAAGUAGACGUGAGUAUUGGAUUAUUGGCGGACGGCGUAUGGUAAAGAAAAUCAUCAAGAACUGUUUGAUAUGUCGUAAGUUUCGUCAGCGACCCCACUCCACCUUGAUGGCAGACCUUCCUCGAGAGCGAGUGAAACCAUUUUCCCCACCAUUUACAGUAACUGGCGUGGAUCUGUUCGGUCCAUUCAGUCUUAAAGUUUCGAGAAACAAGAGUGUUAAAGCCUGGGGUGCAAUUUUCACUUGUGCUACAGUACGGGCUAUCCAUUUAGAAAUCGUCGAGAGUAUGUCAGCCGAAGCCUUUCUCCACGCGAUGAGACGAUUCGCUUCCCAUCAUGGUUGGCCAAGCACGAUAAUUUCCGAUAACGGUACGUCGUUUGUUGGAACAGAGAGAUUAUUAAGAGAGCUAUUUACAAAGUUGCAAAAGAAGCUCGAAGAUUUCGCAACCCUACAUCAACUUCGCUGGAUUUUUACCACGCCCCGUAGCCCUCAUCAAGGCGGAAUUUAUGAAAGCUUGAUAAAACAAGUGAAACGUGCCAUUCGAGUGGUGAUCGGAAGCCAACGGUUAUCUUGGAACGAAAUGAACACAGUGUUUGCCGAAGUAAAGUCGUUGAUCAACGGAAGACCCUAG